Messenger RNA from Fundulus heteroclitus (mummichog), 2732 nucleotides. Its product is annotated as GTPase IMAP family member 8-like. The transcript is spliced from 2 exons. The coding region runs from base 33 to 2732 and encodes 899 amino acids. Lineage: Eukaryota; Metazoa; Chordata; Actinopteri; Cyprinodontiformes; Fundulidae. The record is from RefSeq and is a predicted model, not a curated record. Gene Ontology annotation, molecular function: GTP binding.
UCAGAAUAGUUCUGUUUGGGGAAAGUGAAGACAUGAAGACAGAGCUGGGAAACUUCAUUGUUGGUUCCAGUGGAAAACAUUUCCAGAAAAACAAUGGCUUUACAGCUUAUUAUAAAUGUACCGUCACCAGCGGGGAGUGGAAAGGAUAUUCGCUCACAGUAGUUAAAACCCCAAACUUCCUCAGUUUGUCCAGGAAAUCAAUCAAAGCAGAAAUACGAAGAUGUGUGAACCUCUGUGAGCCUGGACCGAACGUUCUCCUGCUCUUAGUGAAACCUUCUACAUUUACACAGAAGAAGAGGCAAGCCCUCACAUCCAUCCUCACAUUGCUUGGACCGGAGGCUCUGAAGCACUCGGUGGUCGUUAAGACCAACAACCUAAUUGAUUCUGAGGCCUUCAAACAGCUGAUCAGAGACUGUGGUGACCGACUGUACAACAUGUUUGAAAAUGACCUGAAAACAUUAAUGAGGAAAGUUAGGGCCACUGUUCAUGAACACAAGGGAGCCUACCUUACCUUCGCUGAAGACAACAUGGAAGCAGAGACUGGAUUUAAUAAACCAGCUCUGAACCUGGUUCUGUGUGGCAGGAGAGGAGCAGAGAAAAAGUCUGUAGCCCAGGCCAUCUUAGGUCACACAGAGCUUCAUUCAGUCUCCAACACAUCAGACAUCAUCAUGUAUCAGGAAGACGUGUGCGGACGCUGGGUUUCUGUUCUGGAGAUGCCGUCCCUGUAUGGCAAAUCUCACGGGGACGUCAUGAAGGAAUCAUUCAGGUGCAUCUCCCUCUGUGAUCCUGAGGGGGUCCACGCCUUCAUCCUGGUCCUACCUGUGGGUCCCCUCACUGAUGAAGACAAGGGAGAGUUACAGACCAUCCAGGACACAUUCAGCUCUCAGGUCAACAACCUCACCAUGGUCUUGUUCACUGUGGAGUCAGAUCCCAAAGCUCCAGCUGUCAUUGACUUCAUCAGAGAAAGCAAAGGAGUCCAGGAGCUCUGUCAGAGCUGUGGAUGGAGGUAUUCUGUUCUCAACAUCAGGGACCGGCAGCAGAUCCCAGAACUACUGGAUGCUGUGGAAAAACCCGACAUAUCUGUGAAUGAGCGACGUUCCUACACCACCAAAAUACAUGCCAACGCUCAGGCAGAAAAGGUCUUAGAAAAAGAGAAAAACAUUGUGGAUCUGCAGGCAGAACUUCAGAACCUCAAGAGCAAGGCUGUCGCUAAAAAUGUCAACGAACAGCCGAGCCCAGAUAAUCUGAGGAUUGUCCUGAUUGGUAAGACCGGCUGUGGGAAGAGCUCUUCAGGAAACACCAUUCUGGGAAGAGAAGAAUUUAAAGCUGAAGCUUUACAAAAUUCCGUCACCAAGUGCUGCCAGAAAGCACAGAGUGAAGUGGCGGGUCGCUCCGUAACGGUGGUCGACACUCCUGGACUGUUUGACACCAGCCUGUCUAACGAGGAAGUCAACAAGGAGAUAACCAAGUGCAUCAGUCUUCUGUCUCCAGGACCACACGUCUUCCUUCUGGUGUUACAGAUCGGCAGGUUUACUGCAGAUGAGAUGGACACGUUAAAACUGGUUAAGAGGGUCUUUGGAAAGGCUUCUGAAAAGUUCACCAUCGUCCUGUUCACCAGAGGAGAUUCAUUAGAUCAUCAUUCCCGGUCUGUAGAAGAAUACAUUGAAAAAGGUGUGGACCCCAUCAAGAACCUAAUUGAGAACUGUGGAGGGAGAUACCAUGUGCUCAACAACUACGACAAACAGAGCAAACCACAGCAGGUCUCUGAGCUGAUAGAAAAGAUUGAGACGAUGGUCAAGAAAAACGGCGGCGGCUGUUUCACCAAUGAGAUGCUGAGGGAAGCAGAGGCAGCAAUACAGAAAGAGGCAGAGAAAAUCCUGAAUGACAUGGAGGAGAAGAUGCAACGAGAGCUGCAGAAGCUCAAGAGACAACAGGACAAAGAGGUGCAGGCGGUAAAAGAGAAAAUGGAGGAACGAAAAGCAGAGCUAGCAAGAGAGAAAGAGGAGAAAGAAAAACAUCUGGAGCAAAUGAGCCUCAAAAUUAACAGUGAGACUGAAAGAAUCAACAGAGAGAAGGAGAAGAGGGAAGAAGAGGACAGGAAGAAGAUGAGAGACGAGGUGAUGGAGCGCCGGGAGUCUGAGGCGAAGCUGAAGGAUGUGCAGAAAAAAAUCAACUCAACAGAUCUGGAGAAGGAGAUUUUACUAGAGCAACUCAAAGAAAGUAUGAGAAAAGAGCAGGAGAGCAGGACGAGAACACAGAAUGAUUACUGGGAACGGCGGCGGAAAGAGGAGAACAAACGGAAAACAUCUGAAAUAAAACUCAAGCAGCUCCAGAUGGAGUACGAUCAGACCAAAGCCAAGCUUGAACAGCAGCUUAACAACGAGGACGAAAACCUGAGAGAUCUGGAGGACAGAUAUGAGAAGAAAGUAGAGGACAUCAAGAAGAAGUUCAGAGAAAAGGCCAGAGAGCAAGCUGAAGAGCACAAUGAGUUCAGAGACAAAUACGGCACCAACUUCGCAGGUCUGAUGGAAGAAUACAGAGAGGAAUUACAGACCCUGCAGCGGGAACAUGAGCGAGCCAUGCGGGAGGCAGAGGAGAAGCUGGAGAAGGAGUACAAGCUGCUGGGCAAACUGGAGCAGAGGGAGAAACAGCUCAAAGACCAGAAGAACGGCCAGGAAGAAGAAUUAAAGACGAUGAAGCAAAAAUACAAGAAUCGAUGCGUGAUCGCCUGA